GCUGAUGUGAGCUGCGGCGCUCCUUCCGAGCACCCAACGCCCUCCAUGCACCCGACACGGGACGAACUCGAACUGGUAUCGCAGCUCUUUGCCUCCGGGGAGCCCAAGACGCUCGACGCCAUCACCGGGACCCACGCCCUGGCGCUGUUCGCGAACACAGGCCUUUCAGACGAGGUUCUGGGACAGAUAUGGUCCAUUGCAGACAAGGACUCGAAUGGACAGCUCUCGCGGGACGAGACUGGGGCGCUGCUGAGGCUGAUGGGGUGGGCACAGGCGGGAGUGAAGCCCAGUCCUGAUCUUUUGGAGAAGCGUGCCCGGCCCUACAGCGCGUAUUCCCUCCGUCUCCAUCCCGGGACCUUCGAAGACACCCGCUCCCGUCCUCCCACCACUGACGCCAACAGACAAGGCAAAUUUCUGAAGCUGUUCUAUAGCAACGGACCAGUUGAAGGUUUUGUUAGUGGGGACAGAGCGAGAGAAGUCAUGUCAAAAUCCAAACUGCCCGUCGAGAAGCUUUCCAGGAUCUGGGAUCUCUCAGACCGGACAACACGCGGUGCAUUGGAUUCGACGUCUUUCGUUGUGGCCAUGUAUCUCAUCCAAGGGCUCAUGAGCCAUACUCUCUCCGCUCUUCCCGACACACUCCCGGAUUGGCUGUUCGAUCAGGCUUCUGCUGUGCCCCCGUCUCCAUCCAUUGUCAUAUCAACGACACCAUCUCAAGAUCCAUUUGCGUCUCCGCACGACGAGACUCCAAGGAGCUGGGAUAUACCAGCCGAGAUACGUGCCAAUUCAGAUCGCAUAUUUGAUUCCCUGGAUCCGCUGCGAACAGGUUUCGUGUCGGACAGUGUCACGCUUCCUCUGCUGUUGGAGUCGAAGCUUCCUCCAGAUGAACUGGCGAAGAUUUGGUCCCAGGCAGAUAUCCGCGGCGACGGCAAACUCACUCGAGAAGGGUUUGCGAUUGCGCAGUUCUUGGUCAGGCAACGGUUGGGAAGCAAUGCUCGAACAAAACCAAUGCCGCCCGCGAAGCCGCCGAAUCUCGUUGACCACCGACGUGUCCGAUCCGCCUCGGCGGUGAAUGCGCUGGACAAGCCUGUGCCUCCCCUGCCGACGGGUCGGCUGCUUACUCCGACACUGCAACCAGCACCAUUCAGAUAUAGCACCGCACCGCCGCUUCCGGUUCGAGAUGUUCAGGCUGGUCUCCCAAGGCGAUCGUCAUUCGUGCUGUAUCCCACGCUCCCAACACAGUCAAGCGACGCUCUCCCCAUGCGACCCGAUCGCGCAGAGGCCGAAGCUGCGAUCGCGCGACUGAAUCGGCAAUUGCGAGACAUGCAAGACUCGAUCACACAGCUGCGCGAGACGGCGGCGCAGAAGACGGCCAUGGUGACAACCGUCACGCAAGAGAACGAGUCUCUCCGGGUUGUUAUCGAGGAGUUGCAGGUGCAGCUGGUCAACAACGAGCGCGAUACGCAUCAAGUUCUCAAUCAAGUCCUCGGCAAGGAAAACGACGCACUGCGGAAGGCUCUCAACACCGCCGAGAAGGAGCUUAAACAGCUUCAAUCGGCGAGUUCCGAUAUAGAGAUGCAGCGAAUCCAGUACGAAGAUCUUGUACGAGAAAACGAGCGCCUGUCAAGACAGAUCGAGGAGAUGCGAGAGUCGACGACCCAGCUUCCUUGGGCAGGCGGCGAUUCGGAACUACAGACGCUCAUCAACGAGGAUCUCGCGCGGGAAAACGCGCGGCUGCGGGGAGUGGAGCGCGACACGCGGGAGAACGUGGCCCAGUUGCAAGAGGCCGCAGCCGGAUUCGAGGUCCAGCGGGGAAGGAAUGCCGAUCUCAUGCGCGACAACGAGCGAUUACAGGCCACCGCGCGUCGAGUGCAGGCCAAUCUGGACACCCAGCAGCAGCAGGUUGCGCAGCUGACACGAGAACUGGAAAGAUACAAAUCGAACGCGAGGACUUCCGCGCCUGCCAGAGCAGGUCCGAGUCGAGAGGCGGAUGUUCCACCACCUGCGUACGAGGAAUUGGACUUGAACGGGAUUGUUUGAUGGAUCUGUGUAUUAUCAUCUCAAGUAAAUGUAUUCGAUCCAUUUCUACUGCCAUCUUUCCUACAGAGCGAGAGAAGAACGCGCUUCGACUCGUCAUCCGACGGAUGGUUCGAUAGUCAGAUCAACCAAUGUGCCUCUGAGCGCAUCGAGGAACGGUGGAUGUGGAUCUUCGACCGAUGCCGCCAGAGAGAAGCAGAGGUCUGGUGAGGUAAGGAUUUGUUGUCAUCAACGCUCACUGAUGGACGUUACUAUCAUGCGUCACAUUUUGAGCAGGCAAAAUGGAGACAUAUGGUCUCCGCCAACAAGGUUCGAGAGCGCAUCACAUGUCGUGGACUGUCCCUGCAUCAACGGUGUACAUCGAGUCUAAACGAAACACAAACAUUCUAGAACCAAGCGAGAUCUAAGAAUGCGAAUCGUUUCUGGGGAUGGAACGGCCGAGAGCUUCAACGGCAUCAUGUAAAACAGCCGUAAUCGCACUUCUGGCCGCAGCGUCGGUCCCAUCACCAGUCGCACGCAAGGCCUCGAGCGCGGCGAGAUCUAUCGGCUGCCCGAAAACGACGCCCAGUUGCGUGCCCGGCCGCGGAAGAUAUUUAUACGGAAAUGCGCGACCCUCGGGCAUGAGGUGCUCAAAUCCGCUGAGCCACAUGGGUAGGAUGACGGGGAGCGCGGAGACUUCCAUCAGGACACGUCCGCUCACUGACACGCCCCAUUUGAACCGCGGCAGCUGUAACAGUCCAUCAUCGUUUACGGGAUAGUGCUGAUGGAUCUUUCCCUCGCUGAAGAAGUGGACCUGUUGGAGACAUUGGGUGAGAAGAUAGUCCAGGAGUGGGAUGGGCGCACCCACCCAAUUCCCUUGGUUGAGCUUCCGGAUUGCGGCAUCAACGGACGGCUGGUAGAUGCCCAUCCCGCGGAAGGUCUCGAGCACGUUUCCGUGGCGAAAAAAGGCAGAGAAGAGGCUUCAGAGGGCAAGGCACAUGAAUGAGAACUCAAAUGACGCGUGUCGAAACGCGUAGCUCACGGAUUAGUGAACAUGACGUCCGACGCGCCGAGCGUCCAGCGGGUGGUUCGACGCUUCAGAAAGUAUUUCGUUGGGAUGGCACCCCAUACGAGGGGAUCAUCAAGACUGCGGAGAUUCGGAUGGUUGCCUCACAGCUUGAACAGAGACAAGGCAGUACACACGUCGAGAUGUGAUUUGCAACUGCGAUCAAGUCCCGGGUGAGCCAAAUCAAUGCAAAGAGCUGGAAAACCUACCUGUAAUUACACCGUUCGAGCGCGAACCCUCGAGAGCAGCCUCAAGGUGCGGAAGCCCGCGUACGGACGCGGGACAUAUCGUCUUCAGAGCGGCCUUGCACGUCAGCUGUGCCACCAAAGGGAGCAGCAUAGUGACCUCGCAGAUCCAAAUAAAGCCACACUUCGAGCUUAGUCAUUGCCCCAAGAUAAAGUCUCGUCUCACUCACGUCCAACUGUACGAGUUGACGACGGCCAGCAGGCGCCAUGCUGGCCCAACUUCCGGCUUUCCUCCCAUGGCUCGCUGCCCUCACGAUGGUUUAUGUCUUCAUGUGGUUCUCUGUCUGGUCGGCCGAUGACGGUCUUGACGCUCACGAGUCCGGUCUUGCCCUGGUUGCAUCCCGCAAUCCGUUCAGAGAGCAAGGUCCCCCGGCCAACAUGGCCAAGCUCAUCCUUCUACGACACAAGAUUCAGACAUCCACAAAAAGACGUCGGAGCCCCUCACAAGUCCGCCAACCCCACCGAGCCUGUCAUCUCAGCCAACCCAUCGUCCCCCGUCAACCCUCACCAUGGGUGCGCUUCCCCAAAGCGGCCUUCGGCGGAAAACAAUACCACUAGUUCUAUCAUUAUUGCCGCCCCCUUUCGCAUGCUAUAAUACCCACUGCUGUCUUUCUUCUUAACGGCACCUUUUGCUUUGGUGUUUGGGAUAUAAUGCUUGUUUGCCUUGAAUCACAGUUGUAAAAUACAGUGCUAGAUGAAUCACAAAACAAAU
Mycena citricolor is the source of this 4036-nucleotide messenger RNA. Lineage: Eukaryota; Fungi; Basidiomycota; Agaricomycetes; Agaricales; Mycenaceae. The record is from the annotation of a GenBank genome assembly.